AUGUUGAUAGAUCCAAAUAAUUUUAAGUCUCAUAUAUCUGUUGAAACUUUGAGUUCUGAAUUAGCUAAUGUAUUGUCGAAUUAUUUAAUUUUACAAGGAAACUCUACACAACAUUGUAUUCAUCAAAGUAAAUUAAAAAAUAUUCUCUCAUUACCUACUGAAAAUGAGACGAAAUGCAGUAUUUCUUCUCACACAUGUCGGCGGAUAGCACGUCCUGUUCAAAUUAAGCAAACUUCACUUUUUCAACAACAGAAAAUAAUUGAAAAACAUUUUAAAGCAAAAAUUAAAACAGUUCACAUUCAACAAUGUAAAUUGUUCGAAUUAAAUAAAUCUUUACGUGUUGAUCCGUUGAGCGAUAAUUUCAAUGAUCAGUUAAAUUGUCUACCUCUGAAACGAUCACAAUCGGUCGCUUUGGUGACUUUGACUAGAAACGGAUAUAUCAAAAGUACACCAAGCGUUAACAUAAGCGCAAAAAAAUCCAAUAAAAACGUUAGCAAAUCAAAGAAGAACAGAAGAUCAUCGGAAGAUAAGGCCAGGAAAACAACGAAAAAGAAGAAGAAAAAAGGGGGAGAAGGCGAGAAAAUCAAGCAACUAAAAGAGAAACAUCAUGCAUUAGUUGAGGAAAAUUCUCCUUUUCGAACAAUUGAUGAGAUAAAGGAUGUGAACACUAUUCCAUUGCUAACAACGGAAAAACCCGAUUUAAUAUCGGCAAAUAGUGAUCAUCGGCUUGUUGAGGAAUCAAUUAAAGAACUAAAACAGGUGAAUGCAAAAGAAAGAAAGAAAAUUUAUGAACUUGUUGAAAAACAAAACUCAAUCGAUAAUUAUGAAAAGAAAAUAAUAGGACCAUUAUCUCAGACUCCUCAAACAGAAUUCCCCGCUUAUAUCCUAGAACAAAAACCCCAUAGAAAGUCUUUGACUAUGAAAACAGAUCAAUAUCAUUAUAAAAAUAAAUAUUCUUCGAUUGCAUUUGAUAAUAAUUCGAUUGUGACUGGUGACGAUGGUGAUCAACAUAGAAAUCUUUCUGUCAGUUCUCAAUGUUUAAAUCAAAUUCAAACAGUUUAUAGACAAAAACCGAAAUUUAGAUUCGAUUAUGUUAGUAUAAAUAAUUUUCCAAAUAAAUUAAAUGUAAAAGAAAUAUUUGUUGCUAAUGAAGGAAAAAAUAAAAAAUUGAAAUUAAAACGAGACAAUAUUAUUUAUUGUCCAAAAACUUCACAAUCAAAAUUUCGAAAAUGUUGUGGUAUUAAUCAUGAUCUAUUAAUGGAUGCAUGGAAGAUUCUUGAAGGUUUUUUUACAAUUAAACGUCAUGUACCAUCUGAUGUCAUUAAUGUUUCAUCAAUUCAACGAACAUUAGAUGAUCAAAAAUUUCCAAUAACAAAAGAAAAUAUUCGUAAAAGAUACGUUAAACAGUACAAAAAUAAAUAUUUUAAAUCAUUCGGUUUAGAAAGUUUAAAAGGACAAUUAUUUGAUACGAUCAAUGAUUUAGCAGAUUAUAAACGAAUGAUUGAUACACAUAUUGAAUGA
Messenger RNA from Didymodactylos carnosus, 1521 nucleotides. The record is from the annotation of a GenBank genome assembly. Lineage: Eukaryota; Metazoa; Rotifera; Eurotatoria; Philodinida; Philodinidae.